CGCCUGCCAAAGAGCCUGCAGAAUAAAAUAAGGUUGUUCAUCAAUUAUAAAUUUGGCGGGAAUUACAUGGAUGAGAAAUAUAUUCUGAAUACUAUCAACCAACAUAUCAAGCAAGAUAUCAACAUGCAUACUUGCCGGCGACUCGUUGUGACUGUACCGCUGUUUAAAGGGUUUCCCAUCAUGUUGAUUAAUACCAUCAUCUUUGCACUGAAGCAAGAAGUCUUUAUACCAGAUCAGGAGGUGAUAAAGCGUGGACAUCGAAUUGAUAAAAUGUAUUUCAUUUAUUAUGGAACUGUGGCGUUUACAGAUGAACUAGGCAAUGAGGUACAAUAUUUGAACGACGGAGCACAUUUUGGCGAGGAAGCGCUACUGCGACCCAAUGAGCCGGCAACGACCACCGUCACAGCGCUGGAGAUCAGCGAGAUAUACACUUUAUCGAACGCAGAAUUCACCGCGUGCGUCGAGCUUUACCCGCACAUACAAGAACGCUUGUCGGAGAAUCAACGGCGCUCGCUGGGGCGAAUCUUUCCCGGCCGACGACAGACAAACUCUUAAUCAGUUAAAGUAUACAUUUAUUUUCCAAGCUUUAGAUUUUUAUAAUAAACACAGUAUAAUAAA
Messenger RNA from Leguminivora glycinivorella, 618 nucleotides. Its product is annotated as potassium/sodium hyperpolarization-activated cyclic nucleotide-gated channel 1-like. The transcript has 4 exons. NCBI's taxonomy places the organism in Eukaryota, Metazoa, Arthropoda, Insecta, Lepidoptera, Tortricidae. Bases 67 to 555 code for a protein of 162 amino acids. The record is from RefSeq and is a predicted model, not a curated record.